GAAGAUGGCUUUUUCCUCCUCGGUCAGGAGCUUCCCAGAGGAAGCAAACCGAAUGCACCCGUGUCCCUUUAGGCAGAGACAAGUCGGUGCCCCGCUGUUUAGUCCCCAAGGAUGUGGCCUUCUGCCCGACCUCUAGCACGGGGUUCAGGAUCCGUAGGGCACUAGGACCCGACGGGGCGGAGGGGCUGCCCGUUUGCCGCGUUCGCUCGCUCCCUCCCACCCUCCUGCUCCAGCUCCUGCUCCUGCUCCCGCUCCAUUGUCUGGGAACUGCAGCCACGGGGCGGGCUGACCGGCGGACCGGCGGGCGGCGGAACGGACCCAGUCGGCCGGGUCGGGCCGGGAGAUGCCGGGCGGACAGCGGCCACCUGAGCCGCCCGCCUAGUCCCCGCCUCCGUGGGAAGGAUGUGCGCCAGGAUGGCCGGGCGCGCGGCAGCGGCUCCCCGGGGGCCCUGCGGCCCCUGGCUCUGCCUCCUGGUGGCCCUCGCCCUGGACGUCGUGAGAGUGGACUGUGACCAGGACUCCCUGGACCCAGUCUACCUGCCUGCAGCCCUGGAGCUCCUGGAUGCCCCCGAGCACUUCCGUGUGCAGCAAGUGGGCCAAUACCCACCUGCCAACUCCUCUCUGAGCUCCCGAUCUGAGACCUUUCUGCUCCUGCAGCCCUGGCCCAGGGCCCAGCCACUUCUCCGGGCUUCCUACCCACCCUUCGCCACUCAGCAGGUGGUCCCUCCUCGGGUCAUUGAACCACACCGACGGCCAGUCCCAUGGGAUGUGCGGGCCGUGUCAGUGGAAGCAGCCGUGACUCCAGCAGAACCCCACGCCCGCGUCCUCUUCCACCUCAAAGGGCAGGAUUGGCCGCCGGGGCCUGGCAGCCUACCUUGUGCCCGACUCCAUGCCACACACCCCGCAGGCACUGCUCACCGAGCCUGCCGAUUCCAGCCAUCCCUGGGUGCCUGCGUGGUGGAGCUGGAGUUCCCCUCACACUGGUUCUCCCAGGGCUCGGCCACACGAGCCGAGCUGGCCUACACACUGGAGCCGGCAGCCGAGGGCCCUGGGGGCUGUGACCCUGGCAGGGAGGAAGACCAGGAGCAGGCCCUCCCCGUGGGCAGUGUGGAGCUGCGCCCAGCAGAUCCCCCACAGUACCAAGAGGUGCCCCUGGAUGAGGCAGUGACACUCCGGGUGCCCGACGUGCCCGUGAGGCCUGGCCAGCUCUUCAGUGCCACCCUCCUGCUUCGGCACAACUUCACAGCCAGCGUCCUGACCCUGAGGAUCAAGGUGAAGAAGGGGCUGCAUGUGACAGCUGCCCGCCUGGCCCAGCCCACCCUCUGGACUGCCAAGAUGGACCGCUUCAAGGGCUCCAAGCACCAUACCACCCUCAUCACUUGCCACCGGGCCAGCCCCGCGGGGCCAGACUCCAGCAGCCCCCUGGAACUGUCCGAGUUCCUGUGGGUGGACUUUUUGGUGGAGAAUGGCACUAGCGGGGGUGUGGCGGUCACUCGCCCUGUCACAUGGCAGCUGGAGUACCCAGGCCAGGCCCCCGAAGCAGAGAAGGACAAAAUGGUGUGGGAGAUCCUGGUGUCGGAGCGGGAUAUAAGAGCCCUCAUCCCACUGGCCAAGGCCGAAGAGCUGGUGAACACAGCGCCCUUGACUGGAGUGCCACGUCGCAUCCCCGUGCGCCUUGUCACUGUGGACAGCGGCGGAGCUCUGGUGGAAGUGACAGAGCACAUUGGCUGUGAGUCUGCCAACACACAGGUCCUGCAGGUGUCCGAGGCCUGUGACGCUGUGUUUGUGGCUGGCCAGGAGAGCCGGGGCGCUCGGGGAGUGCGGGUGGAUUUCUGGUGGCGCCGGCUGCGGGCUGCGCUGCGGCUGACUGUGUGGGCCCCGCUGCUGCCCCUGCGCAUCGAGCUGACUGACACCACCCUCGAGCAGGUCCGAGGCUGGAGGGUACCCGGCCCAGCGGAAGGGGCGCAGGAGCCUGAGGCGAUCGGGGCGGACGAAGCCGAGCGCCGCGCUCGCAGUUGCCGCCUGCAGUACCAGCGCGCCGGCGUGCGCUUUCUUGUUCCCUUCGCGGCCCACCCGCUGGACGGCGGCCGCCGCCUCACCCACCUGCUGGGCCCUGACUGGCUGCUGGACGUGUCCCACCUCGUGGCGCCGCACGCCCGCGUGCAGGACCCGCGCGUAGCUUCGCUGGAGGGAGGCCGCGUUCUGGUGGGCCGGGAGCCUGGUGUCACCUCCAUCGAGGUGCGCUCCCCGCUGUCUGACUCCAUCCUGGGGGAGCAGGCGCUGGCAGUGACAGAUGACAAGGUCUCCGUGCUGGAGUUGCGGGUGCAGCCAGUGAUGGGCAUCUCACUGGCCCUGAGCCGGGGUACUGCCCACCCUGGGGAGGUCACAGCCACGAGUUGGGCAGUGUCAGCCUUUCCGGCCCCAAAGCAGGAGGUGGCCCUUUCGCUAUGGCUGUCCUUUUCUGACCACACCCUGGCCCCCGCUGAGCUCUACGACCACCGUGACCUGGUACUGUCCGUCUCAGCCGAGGAGCCCGGUGCCGUGCUGCCAGCCGAGGAGCAGGGUGCCCAUUUUGGGGUGGUGGUGAGUGGGGCAGGCGCUGAGGGGCUGCCCUUGCACGUGGCUCUGCACCCACCUGAGCCCUGCCGCCGGGGCCGCCACCGUGUGCCCCUGGCCUCUGGCACCGCCUGGCUAGGGCUGCCCCCUGCUCCCACCCCGGCCCCUGCCCUCCCAUCCAGCCCAUCUCGGAGCUCACCAGCCCCGGAGGCCAGCAUGGGUGGCGAACGACGGUGGGCAGGCAGUGUCGGGGGCGGCGGGGAUGUGAGGAGUAAGUUUGAGCGGGCAGAGGAGGAGGUGGGGAAGGAGGAGGCAGAAACUAGGGAGGAGGAGGAAGAGGAGGAGAUGGUCCCCGCCCCUCAGCGGGUCACCGACCUAGAACUGGGCAUGUACGCCCUGCUGGGCAUCUUCUGUCUGGCCAUCCUCAUCUUCCUGGUCAAUGGCGUGGUCUUCGUGCUGCGCUACCAGCGCAAGGAGCCUCCCGACAGUGCCGCCGACCCCGCCUCCCCCCAGCCCCACAACUGGGUCUGGCUGGGCACUGACCAGGAGGAACUGAGCCGCCAGCUGGACCGCCAGUCUCCUGGCUUGCCCAAGGGGGAGGGGGGCUGCCCCUGCGAGAGUGGGGGAGGAGGGGAGGCCCUGACCCUGGCCCAGGCCCAGGCCCCUGCAGAGGGCACCCCCAGCUCCUCAAGCACUUUGACCAGGAAGGAAGCUGGGGGGCGGCGGAGGCGUGUGGAGUUUGUGACGUUUGCGCCAGCACCCCCAGCCCAGCUGCCCGAGGAGCCCGUGGGGGCCCCUGCGGUGCAGUCCAUCCUGGUGGCGGGCGAGGAGGACAUCCGCUGGGUGUGCGAGGACAUGGGACUGAAGGACCCUGAGGAGCUGCGCAGCUACAUGGAAAGGAUCCGGGGCAGCUCCUGACCCUCCCCCUGGCCUGGCGCUGUCGGCCGCUGUCGGCCUCCAGCCUGGGGCAGCCUCCUGCUCAUCCUCUGGUGCUUGUGAAUCCGAGUCCCCUGCCUGGUCCCUCACAAGGACUCCCACCCAGGCCCCCCUCUGCCCUGCCCUUUGCCAUGGACCAUGGUCGCGAGGAAGGGCUCAUGUGGCCCUUAUUUGUGAGAACCAUUUCAUCCUAAUGCUGGGUACAGAAUAAACUGAGAAGGAAACCUCA
Sus scrofa (pig) is the source of this 3721-nucleotide messenger RNA. It is a transcript of the gene TMEM132A, whose product is annotated as transmembrane protein 132A. The record is from RefSeq and is a predicted model, not a curated record. Lineage: Eukaryota; Metazoa; Chordata; Mammalia; Artiodactyla; Suidae. Gene Ontology annotation, cellular component: endoplasmic reticulum.